CAUCUGCUUGGCACAGCUCAAAUAUUCUCCGCAGCGGGAGAGCAGCUCUGACUUCAGAGACUAGUCUGCAGCCAUCCUUGGAGAUGCUGGGACAGGGGACCUGGCGGGCUGGCUGGGCAUGGAUGCCACAGGAUUCAAAGGAGCUGUCUGCCCGAUGUCACCUCUGACCCUUCCUGAGCGAAGGACACCAGUGAGUCUGCGCUCCAGGGUGGAGUUGUUCAGAUGCUCCUGACAAACACAGAGAUGCUUCCAUGAGGAACAGCAAGGCGGGCAUGACGCUCAGUGAUGCUGCCCGUGUAGCUGGCCGAUGACGUCACCACCCACUCCUGUCCUCUCGAACUCUGUUCCCAACUGAGGUUCCCAGCACUGCGUUCUCCACCAAGACGGGAUAGGAUGAGCCAUCCUUCUGCUUGGACUGUCCCUGCCAGGAAAUUACCUGAAGCCGCUCAGCCCAAAGCCUCCUCAUGGACCAGUCAAAUAUGACCUCCCUGGCCGAGGAGAAAGCCAUGAACACCUCCAGCAGGAAUGCCUCCCUGGGGAGCUCGCACCCGCCCAUUCCCAUAGUGCACUGGGUCAUUAUGAGCAUCUCCCCUCUGGGCUUUGUGGAGAAUGGGAUUCUCCUCUGGUUCCUCUGCUUCCGGAUGAGGAGAAAUCCCUUCACAGUCUACAUCACCCACUUGUCCAUUGCUGACAUCUCCCUCCUGUUUUGUAUUUUCAUUCUGUCCAUCGACUACGCGUUGGACUAUGAACUCUCUUCCGGCCAUUACUACACAAUUGUUACGUUAUCGGUGACUUUUCUCUUUGGCUACAACACGGGCCUCUAUCUGCUGACAGCCAUCAGCGUGGAGAGGUGCCUGUCGGUCCUCUACCCAAUUUGGUACAGGUGCCACCGCCCCAAGCACCAGUCGGCGUUCGUCUGUGCCCUCCUGUGGGCGCUUUCGUGCUUGGUGACCACCAUGGAGUAUGUCAUGUGCAUUGAUAGCGGGGAAGAAAGUUACUCUCGCAGUGACUGCCGGGCGGUCAUCAUCUUUAUAGCCAUCCUCAGCUUCCUGGUCUUCACCCCGCUCAUGCUAGUGUCCAGCACCAUCUUGGUGGUGAAGAUACGGAAGAACGCAUGGGCCUCCCACUCUUCAAAGCUGUACAUCGUCAUCAUGGUCACCAUCAUCAUCUUCCUCAUCUUCGCCAUGCCCAUGCGGGUCCUCUACCUGCUGUACUACGAGUACUGGUCCGCCUUCGGGAACCUACACAACAUCUCCCUGCUCUUCUCCACCAUCAACAGCAGCGCCAACCCUUUCAUCUACUUUUUUGUGGGCAGCAGCAAGAAGAAGCGCUUCAGGGAGUCCUUAAAAGUGGUCCUGACCAGGGCUUUCAAAGAUGAGAUGCAGCCCAGACGGCAGGAGGCCAACGGCAACACCAUCUCCAUCGAGACCGUGGUCUGAGGACCACAGCGGGGAAUCGGGGACAGAAACGGUGGAAUGUGGUAGCCUUCAAUUUGUGCUUGGAAUGCAAUCAAAGCACAUUUAAAUCUCCAAAAUACGAUACAGAAAGGAAGCAUUCCACAUGCAUGGGAGUCUAAUUAAUGAUGAGCUUGCAUUCUUAGCUAGUGUCUUCUGGAAAUGUCUCUGUAUGUGACGGGUCUCUCUCUUUUCCAACCUUAUCAGAGACUCAUCCUUCUCUUAUCUCUUUGGUAGUGAUCAACAGUUGACUACAAAAACUGCUCUAGUGGGCUGGAGACAUGGCUCAGAGAUUAAGAGCAUUGGCAGCUCUUCCAGAGGUCCUGAGUUCAAUUCCCAG
This is a messenger RNA of Peromyscus leucopus (white-footed mouse), 1794 nucleotides long. Its product is annotated as proto-oncogene Mas. Gene Ontology annotation, cellular component: membrane. The record is from RefSeq and is a predicted model, not a curated record. Gene Ontology annotation, molecular function: angiotensin receptor activity. NCBI's taxonomy places the organism in Eukaryota, Metazoa, Chordata, Mammalia, Rodentia, Cricetidae. Bases 465 to 1439 code for a protein of 324 amino acids. Gene Ontology annotation, biological process: G protein-coupled receptor signaling pathway. The transcript has 3 exons.